CCAAUGUUUGUAUACAAAGAAACACCGGCACUAGUGGACCACAGUAGAGGCGCAAUAUUUUUUAGUUUUAUUUUUUUUGAAGCUCCGAGUUCCGAAUGAAAUUGUUUCACUUUGCGAAAGGAUGGGCGCGGAUCUCGAUCUUCUAGGAUUCACCAGGCAGACGGAGGCGUUGUUGCGCGGCGUCGGGGCCGAGAAUUUAGUGAAGGAAUGCAGAAGGAGGAACAUAUCGACGGACGCGUUGCACAAGUUGACCAAGGAGGAUUUUGUGCAACUUGGUGCUGAUGCAGAUCAGGCAGAAAAUGUAGUCAAGGCUCUAUGUAUUUCUAAGAAAAAAGAAUCCAGUGUGAAGGCGAAACCUCAUCAUAGAAUACUCGAUAAAGUGGAGAUACUGGAGAUAGGCGAGAGGCAGUUGAGUAUAAUUCAAGACUUUGUCAAGUACUGCAAGAUGAAGCUGAAGAAAGAGAGAAUCAACGUUUUCAUUGAUCCAGACAAGGCUCUGCGUGCUUCUCAAGUUUUGUGUGCGGCUGCUGACGCCGCUUUCAAAGAAAUCAACGAGGCUGAGUUGAAAUUGAAAGAGUUGGAAGCUAUGAUAGUUACGCUAUUUGCAAUAAUCGUCUUCGGCUGUAUAAGCAGCAAAGGCUAUAUCGCCCCGAAGGAAGGUGCGAAGGAGGUUUGUCUUUACAAUGGGGACAAUAAUGCGUGCAACUACGGGGUUGGCAUCGGCGUACUGGCGUUUCUGGCCAGUAUCGGAUUCCUCGCGGGUGAAUACCUGUUCGAACAAAUGUCGUCUGUCAAGACUAGGAAACAUUUUGUCCUCAUAGACCUGGGUUUUUCGGGUUUCUGGUCUUUCCUUUACUUCGUGGGAUUCUGUUACUUGACAAACGCAUGGAAUAACUCUGAAAGACCAAAGGACGGAUACGGCGUGAAUAAUGUACAAGCGGCUAUUGCAUUCUCAUUCUUCUCCAUCUUUACUUGGGCCGCUUGCGCUUGGUUCGCGUUUCAAAGAUUUAAGCAAGGUACCGACGCGGCGUUCGCACCGAGUUACGAGGCGGAUCCCGUCGGUGGUACAGGAUACACAAGCUAUCCCGACGCCACUGACACGGCUUAUCAGGAGCCGCCGUUCGGCCAGCAGCAACAGCGGGGUAUGGGUGACUUUCAAGCCCCAGCUUACUAAAAAGUCAUCCAUAGUCGAUACCAAAAUGUAUUUCCAUUGGAUGCGCAGCGAGCUACUUACGAAAGAAGAUGAUUUAGGAUAAUUUUUCAGAACAAGAUAUAUAUUGUUUUCCACCAUCUGUUUUGCUUAAAGACUAAAGAAGAACUUCAUUCGCUGAUAGGUCGCUGGGCAGCGCCGUUGGUCAUAGAGUAAGUUUUCAUGGCGGGAUGUAGAGGGAAGUUAUUUGUUAAACUGUGCUUCUUAUUGUUGACCACUUGUAAGUUAUCACUUAUCCAUACGCCCGAUGUCACAAAAAGGAAAAAAAAAAUUUUAAGCGUUAGGUGUGUUUGAAGUCGUAUACACGCCUGGACAUGCGUUGUAUCGACGACGUGGUGGCUACUGACCAUCCUAUGUGUGGGAAGUAAAUAUUAAUAUCAUAAUGAGUAACACUAUAUAUAUAUAUAUACUUAUAUAUAUAUAUAGUUAAACUCCAUAAAUAAGUAAGAACUAGUAACAUGCACACAGGCUAUGUAUAUUUUAACGUUGUAACGUGUUCAUGGUAAACGCGACUUAAAUAUAAACAAGUAAUACAAUGCGUUGCAUUAUUGUGCAAUUUAGUAUUAAACAAAAAAUAAACGUAUGUACACGAAGUCUAGGAUUUGAAAUGAGUAACUUUCGAAUAAGUCGACACUGCAGUGUUUUAAAAUAUUAUAGCGAGACAAUAUCUAAGUUACUUAAGUUACUUCGUCGUAUCGGUUGCAAGAUAAUGAGAUAUUCCCUACAGAAUAGCGUUAGCAAAAUAUAAUUGCACUUGUAAACCGUGAUGAAUAGAAAACCAAAGUUUUUAUUAUAUAUAAAUUCGUAUAUAUAUAUAUAUAUCUCUCCAAAUUAUAAUAGGCAUAACUUACACACAUAAAUUGCCCGCAGUGUUAAUAUAUUUGAGUCGCCCUAUAUUUAAUUCGUUAAUACGAUGAGAAAAGAUUUAUAAGUGUGAACACACAUCUCAAAGUUUAUUUUUAUUUAAUUUUUAUAUUUAAUGAUUCUUUACUUUGUAAGUAUUUAUGAUAUCUCAGGAACAUGUUUUCAGUUAUUCAGAUUAUAUUUAUUUAAUUUAUAUUUUAUUAUUUAUUACGCGAGGUGUAAAUUUCAAUGUGUAUGUUGAAAAAAAAUCCAUUACGAAAGGUGUAUGAAAUUAUUUUGAUUUAUAAUAAUGAACGUUAACGGAAAAAUAUAUAAUUUUGUGUUUGAUCCUGGAGGCACGUGUAUCGUCGAAAGAAAACAGCAAUCUCGAAUUGAUUAAUUGAAGUAGAGCGGAGUAUAAAAGAAGAGUAUUAUACGUGUACUUAUACGACAUCAUUUUAAAUUUGUGCUUCAAAGCAUUUAUUUUUAAAUGUUCUUUUAUCGUAUGCUGUAUCAAACAAUGUGAACGUCGUUAGGAACGUAUGCAGUAAUUUAGUAGUCUGAAAAAUACUCGAGAGAAUUAUACAUUCUAGGCAUAUAUGCGAUAAAACUGUACAGUUGAGUGUAAGAUAUAUUCUUUGAUUUCCGAUUGCGUAGAGAGACGAUGAUUUUUAUAGAUAAUUUACGUUCGUAGUUCUCCGGUCUCUUUCUCUCGGUAUAUCCGAGUUUGCAUAAUUCUCUUGAAGAGAAUACACGAUAAGGUCCCCCGAUAAUUUUGGAAAGCAUAGUUUGUGUAAAAUAUUAUUACGUGAAGUGCAAUAAUAAUCAUUAUAUGUAUUCCCGAUAGUUCUGAAAAUGCCAUCCCUUUGAAUGAUGCAUGGAUCAAUUGAUGAGAAAAAUAGUUUUUCGACAUUUAGUUGCACCAGUUCUUUUUUUUUUUGUGCAUUUUUUCCUCUAUGAUCCAUUUCGUUUGGACGCACACAUUCAAGGGGUUGGAUUUUUAGAUGUUCUUCUCAAAAUUGAUCUCUCUCACCUCUUUGAAAAUCUUAGCCCUUCUAAGUGCAUAUAGCUAAUAACUCACCCAAUUGUCGACUAGCACUGGUGUGACGCACACAGCUCAUGUCCAUCGAGAAGGAUUGAAGGGCAAUAACGAACACACAAGUCGAAAAGUGUAAUUAUCCUAUAAGAGAGAAACAACGUGAUUCGGUGGUAAUUUCGCCUGUGAGAUCGGAAGAAGCGCAGGAGAAUAAAUCGCGCGUACUCGACAUCAGAAUGUAAAACUAUCAGAAAAAAAAGUGUCUACUACAACAAAAGCUGUAAAGGAAUAAAAACGUGUAUUGAGAUGUGGGUAUCGAUAACUAAA
This is a messenger RNA of Wasmannia auropunctata (little fire ant), 3416 nucleotides long. It is a transcript of the gene Syngr, whose product is annotated as synaptogyrin-2. The record is from RefSeq and is a predicted model, not a curated record. The transcript has 7 exons. Bases 122 to 1174 code for a protein of 350 amino acids. NCBI's taxonomy places the organism in Eukaryota, Metazoa, Arthropoda, Insecta, Hymenoptera, Formicidae. Gene Ontology annotation, cellular component: synaptic vesicle membrane; neuromuscular junction.